Cheilinus undulatus (humphead wrasse) is the source of this 7450-nucleotide messenger RNA. RefSeq names its product protein tyrosine phosphatase, non-receptor type 23, a (gene ptpn23a). Gene Ontology annotation, cellular component: endosome. The transcript is spliced from 24 exons. The coding region runs from base 144 to 6035 and encodes 1963 amino acids. Gene Ontology annotation, biological process: endocytic recycling; protein dephosphorylation; protein transport to vacuole involved in ubiquitin-dependent protein catabolic process via the multivesicular body sorting pathway. NCBI's taxonomy places the organism in Eukaryota, Metazoa, Chordata, Actinopteri, Labriformes, Labridae. The record is from RefSeq and is a predicted model, not a curated record. Gene Ontology annotation, molecular function: protein binding; protein tyrosine phosphatase activity.
CAGCUUCCGGUUGGAGUGUAAAUGGAUACAUGACACAGUUGUUUGGAGGAAAGCUACCUUUUCGAAAACCGUUAACGUCCACAAAACUACCGACGUGGUUUUGACACCGUAGCGGCUGACGGCCCCCAGUAGAGCCGGCCGCGAUGGAGGCGGUCCCCCGAAUGCCGAUGAUCUGGCUGGAUCUGAAGGAGGCUGGGGAGUUCCAGUUCAGCCCGUCCGUUAGGCAGUUCAUCCUAAAGAAUUAUGGAGAGAAUCCGGACAACUACAACGAACAGCUUAAAAAACUGGAGACUCUGCGACAGAGCGCUGUAAACGUGACGAGGGAUUUUGAGGGCUGCAGCACACUGAGGAAGUAUUUCGGCCAGCUGCAUUACCUCCAGAGCCGAGUCCCCAUGGGAACAGGCCAGGAGGCUGCUGUACCCAUCUCAUGGACUGAAAUUUUCUCUGGAAAAACAGUCACCCAUGAUGACAUCAGCUAUGAGCAGGCCUGCAUCCUCUACAAUCUUGGGGCCCUCCACUCCAUGCUCGGGGCCAUGGAUAACAGGGUAUCUGAGGAGGGAAUGAAGGUGUCCUGCACACACUUCCAGUGCUCUGCGGGGGCAUUCUCCUACCUGAGAGACCAUUUCAGCCACAACUUCAGCGUGGACAUGAGCCACCAGAUCCUUAACCUUAACAUCAACCUCAUGCUGGGUCAGGCUCAGGAGUGUCUUCUAGAAAAAUCCAUGUUGGACAAUAGGAAGAGCUUCCUGGUCGCACGCAUCAGCGCUCAGGUGGUGGAUUACUACAAAGAAGCCUGCAGGGCUCUGGAGAACUCAGAGACGGCGUCCAUGCUGGGGAAGAUCCAGAAAGACUGGAAGAAACUGGUCCAGAUGAAGAUCUACUACUUUGCUGCUAUUGCACAUCUUCACAUGGGAAAACAGGCAGAGGAGCAGCAGAAGUACGGGGAGCGGUUGGCCUACCUGCAAAGCUCCUUGGACAAACUCAGUGAAGCUAUCAAGCUUGCCAAGGGUCAGCCCGACAGCGUGCAGGAGGCUUUGAGAUUCACUAUGGAUGUUAUUGGGGGAAAGUUCAAUUCAGCCAAAAAAGACAAUGACUUCAUCUAUCACGAGACGGUUCCUUCUCUGGAGUCUUUGGCCUCUGUUAAAGGUGCCCCACUGGUCAGAGCUCUGCCAGUGAACCCCACAGACCCCAGUGUUACCGGACCAGACCUAUUUGCUAAGUUGGUGCCUAUGGCAGCCCACGAAGCCUCCUCACUGUACAGUGAGGAGAAGGCCAAACUGCUGAGAGACGUCAUGGCCAAGAUCGAUGCCAAGAAUGAAACAUUAGAGCAGUUCAUGGACUCUCUGGGCUUGGAGCCAGAAUCUGUGGAUAACCUGGACAUGUACAGCCACAUCCCUCCAGUCCUGAUGGAGAAAUGUGCUGCUCUCAGUGUACGACCCGACACCGUCAAGAGCCUCAUCCAGUCCAUGCAGGGCCUCUCAGGAGUCUUCACUGAUGUGGAAUCAUCCCUGAAGGAGAUCAGAGACGUCCUGGAGUCGGACGAGGUUGGUGAGCGAGCUCUCCUCGAGGCUGGUGGCCCUGCUGCAGCCGAGGUACACCUGGCAGCACAGGCCCAGGCUCUGGCUGAGAUUCGCAGAGACCUGGAGAAGUACAUGGAGGCUCAUGAGAAGGCUAGCUUCACCAACACAGAGCUCCAUAGGGCCAUGAACCUGCACAUCAGCAACCUGCGACUGCUAGGGGGACCACUGGAGGGCCUGAAAGAGGCUCUGCCCCGGCCUCAGCUCAAUGAAGAGGAAGUAGCUGGGCUGCAGUGUAUGAAGCGGAUCUUAGGAAAAGUACAGGAAAUGAGGGAACAAAGAACUUCCCUGGAGAAACAGCUUCGAGACCUGAUCCAGCAGGACGACAUCACCUCCACCCUGGUCACUACAGAUAGAGCAGACAUUAAGCAAAUAUUUGAGGAGCAGCUCAAGAAGUAUGAACAGGUGAAGGUGUAUAUUGACCAGAAUCUGGCAGCUCAGGAGAACAUCCUAAAGGCCCUCACUGAGGCAAACGUCCAGUACGCCACAGUACGUAAGGGCCUCAGUCAAACUGAACAGCAGUGGAACAGCACCGUCCAGGGACUGGUAGGCUCUUACGAAGCUUAUGAAGACCUGAUGAAAAAGUCACAAGAAGGGAAGGAGUUCUAUGAAGACCUGGAGGCCAAAGCUUCACGUCUGCUGGAGAGAGCAAAGACCCUGUGUCAGACCAGGGCAGAGGAGAGGAAGCCCAUUCUGGAAAAAGAGUCACAGAAGAAGCCCCCUGCACGGCCUACAGCAGCAAAGCCGACCUUGAUGACAAAGGUUCCUGAUGCUGACUCUGCCAGCUCUAGCCUGGAUGACCCUGAGUUGGCGCAGCUAAGUGCAGCCAUACUGGCCUUAGGGGGUGACCUACCAGAGGAGCUCCGCAGCCUCCCCCCUGACAUCCCGUCGCUCCCUACAUCUGCAGUUCGUAUGCCCGGCCCUGAAGCCUUCAUCCCCCCUGGUGCUAACCUGGGUGGCAGCAGCUCUCUUCCUUGGCCUGGAGCUCCAGGUGCUGGUCUUCCUCGCUUUCCUGCCAACCUGCCUCCCCCUGAACUCCUAGCACGGAUUGCUCAGUUUCCUACAUCUGGAGCUCUAGCAGGACAAGGACCUCUGCCCCGUGGCCCCCUCCCACAGAUGCCUCCACACAUGCCAACCCCAGCAGCUGUGCCAGGUUAUCGACCACAACAUCCUCAAGCCCCACAACCUGGCCCUGUUGCUCCCAUUCCAGUUCGGCCUUCAACCACCACUGUGGAUAGUAUCCAGGCCCCAAUCCCCAGCUACGCCCCCACACAACACCCCCCUGUCCCACCUGCAGCCUCAACAGGUUACACCGUACCCCCACAGAUGGGGGCUUACCCCCAGUUUAUGCCCCAACCUGGAAUGCCAAUGCAUGGCCAACCACAAACUCCUGCAGCCCAACCACAGCAGCAGAAACAGCAGCAGCAGUUCCCUCAGCCCAUUGGGCAACCACUGCCUCAGGGCUACCAGCCUGGUCCAAGGGCUAUUCCAGGCCCUCAUCCUCCUCUCCAGACACCACAAGCAUACCCACAUGGGUAUAUGCCCCCUCAACCUGGCGUUCCUCCCCAGUACCAGCCGGCAUACCCAGGUCAGCUGCAGCCACCACAUCAGCAAAAUGGUUACCAGCCCCGGCCACAGAUACCCCAAGGCUACCAGACACCACAGAGCUACGUACCUCAGCAGCAUCCUCAAAUGAUGCCAGGUGCUCUGCCACCUCAAACUGGACAUCCACAAAUACCCCCAACUUCUCAGCCAGCACCUCCUGUAUCUCAGGCCUACCUGCCCCAUCCCAACCAACAAAUGCCCCCUAGACUCCCCAGUCAACACAUGAUGCCCCAACAGCAACAUAUCACAAUGCACCCUAAUGCCCAGCAGAUUCCACCCCACUCUCAGAUACAAAUACCAGGAGGUCCCAGAGCACAAAUGCCCCCAACAAGUCAGCCAGUACCCCAAGUCUCUCAGAACUACAUGCCUCCAACAAGUCAGCAAAUGCCCCCAGUCUCUCAGAACUACAUGCCCCCAACAAGCCAGCCAGUGCCCCCAGUUUCUCAGAACUACAUGCCUCCAACCAGCCAGCCCAUCCACCCAUCCCUGCGCCCACAGAUGCCUCCUGCUUCUCAGCCUCAUAUCGCCCCUGGUGCUCAGGUCCACAUGCCAAGGGGCCCUAUGCCACAGAUGCCACCAAGUGCAUUACCCCCACAUCACCCACACCCUGGACAGCCUCCUGUACCAAACAUGCCCCAGCAGCCCAUUCGAAUGCCCAGCCAACCACAGGCUCAGCCCCCUCAUUCUGGAGCUGUGUGCUACCCAGGAGGGGCUCCAAUGAUGCCUCAGCAGCCCCUUGCACCACAACCUGCACCCCCACAACAACCUCAGGCUCCUCUUCCAAUGACCCGCCCACAGCCCCCAACCAUGUACCCUUCAGGUCCAGGUGCUAAUGUACCUCCAAGUACCCCACAGCAGCCUACUGCCAUGGGCCCACAUGGUCCACACAUUCCCCCUGCCCAGCACAUGAUCCAACCUUCUCCCGGAGGGCCACCAGUGGCUCAACCUCCAAACCCUGUCGCUCCUUCCCCUUCACCUUCCCCCUCCCCUUCUCCCUCUCCUGGUCCUGCCUCUUUGGGUCUAAACCCCCAGCAGAGACCCACACCAGCCCCCACCCCUGGUAGCACAGCUCCUCCCGCUCUUCCCUCUCCUUCGGCUGUUUCUCCUGCCACAUCGUUGUUUCAGCGACAGAACUCAAGCACAGAUGACCUCCUCUCUUCGAGCCCUGAGAGCCAACCAGGAGGCACCAAGGCUCCUACCAAUGUCCUCCAACCCACCAAAGCCGACCCACAGGAUGGAGAACGUCGAAGAAGGAGCUCUCAGGGAGUUCUUGUGAUCCAGGGUGACCCAUAUCAAGCUCCAGAGCGUGUUGCCCGUCUUCAUGGUGAACUUGAACGUUAUAGGGCCCAGGUAGAUUCCCUGGAGCACCCCUCAGAGAGUGAGGGUGGGCUAUCUGUGCUGGAUGCCCGCUGGAAAGAGCUCCAGGACCAGCAGGAAAAGGAUGCACGCCAACUCUCCAUCGCUAUCGCCCGCUGCUACACCAUGAAGAACCGCCACCAGGAUGUCAUGCCUUAUGACAUUAACCGCGUGGUGCUGCAGUCAGGGAAAGACGACUACAUCAAUGCCAGCUAUGUGGAGGAGUUGUCUCCAUAUUGUCCACGCCUUAUUGCAACACAGGCUCCGCUCACCGGCACAGCGGCAGACUUCUGGCUGAUGGUUUAUGAGCAGAAGGUGUCGCUGAUAGUCAUGUUGGUUUCAGACCAGGAGCUUGAAAAGGGAAAGGUUGUGCGCUACUUCCCAACGGAGCGUGGGCAGCAGCUCUCUCAGGGACCAAUCACCCUCAGCCUCACCACACAGAAGACGACACCGACACACGUGGAGCGAAUGAUCAGCCUACAGUACCGCGACCAAAGUUUGAAACGCACUGUGGUUCAUCUUCAGUUCACCUCCUGGCCUGAGCUGGGUCUUCCUGACAGUAAGAGCAACCUGCUGCGCUUCAUCCAGGAGGUUCAUGGACACUACCUCCACCAGAGACCCUUACAUACACCUGUUGUGGUGCACUGCAGCUCGGGUGUGGGACGGACUGGCGCCUUCUGCCUGCUGUACGCUGCACUACAGGAGCUGGAGGCAGGAAACGGAAUCCCAGACCUCCCUCUGCUGGUGAAGAAGAUGAGACAACAGAGGAAGAACAUGCUGCAGGAGAAGCUCCACCUUAAGUUCUGCUAUGAAGCAGUGUUGAAACAUGCUGAGCAGGUCCUUCAGAGACACGGCAUCACUACCGCCACCUGCAGCAAGAACACAACAUCUGCAUCCACAAAGCCUUACUCGAGACAGGAGUCCCAGCAGGAUCUGGUCCUGGGGGGUGACAUGCCCAUCAGUUCUAUCCAGGCAACCAUUGCUAAGCUCAGCAUCCGCCCACCCAGCGCUACAGACCCCACCUUAGACGCCCCCUUUAGUAUGGACGAGCAGGCCAGUGCGACCUUCCCUGACCUCUAUACUUCUCUGGGAGAUGCACAGUCGCUCCAGGAUCCCUCUCCCCUGUCAGACCCCCAGCCUCCCUCUUCCUUUAGCCCGCCUCUAACUUCCCCUACUCAGUCUCCACCUCCACCAAAUGGCCUGGAUGCUGCCUUGCCCUGCACGCCACCAUCCAAUCACGAGCCACUCCCAGAGGCAACACCCAGCCUGAGCCCGCCUCCACCUGCCACCGCUCCAGCUCCUUCUUCUCUGGAGCUGCUGGCCUCACUUACCCCUGAGGCCUUCUCUAUGGAGGGUGGAGGAAAGGGGAAGCAGCGGGUUACCAAGCAGAGCUUCCUACAGCCGGCAGAGGGUCAGGGUCUUCACGGGACGCGAGGAGAGGAAGGGGAUGACCCUCUCAGCAGCCUGGAUCCUCUGUGGAGCCUCAACAAGACCUGAGAUGGGCCCACAGGCUGCUGCUUUUCUCUCAGCUGUUUCUAAUCCUGCUUUUAAGAAGAAAAAACUCUGAAUCCUGACAUUUAGCGGUGUUGAUUACCAAGACGUGCCUGGUGGCAGAUGGUAGGGGUUCAGUUUUGAAGUUAUGUGUAUUUUUUCUGCUUUAGGGGCUGGAAAAACACUCGCUUCUCCUUCCAUCACAGAUUGCUUCUGGGACCAGAACACUAUGCACUCGUCUGUGUUCCUUCAUUCCUUCUGUCGCUUUUUGCUGCUUUUUUUUCUACGUCUGUCAUGUAUGUAUGUUCUGCACUUUUGCACCAGAACUGGGCCCAAAUCUGCACUGCAGCAUCAGAUCUAGGCCGUACCUAUCACUCAGCAUCAGAUGUGGACCUAAAUCUGGACUUCAUAACCAGAUCUGGGCCCAAAUCUGCACUUUAGAACCAGAUCUGUACUAAGUACUUUGGUGUCUGAUGUGGGUCAAAAUCUGCCCUUAAGCACUAAUUAAAAGGCUGAAAUCUGCACUUUUGAACCAGAUCUGGGCCCUACUCCUUACUUAAGCAUCUGAUGGGGUUCAAAAUCUGUACUUCAACACCAGACCUGGGCCCGAAUCUGUGCAUCAGCACUUUAUUCGGGCAAUAACUUUCACUGCAACACUAGAUCUGGGCCCUAAUCCUUACUUCAACAUCCGAUGUGGGUCUAGAUCUGGGCCAAGAUCUGCACUAAAGCACCAGAUCUGGACCCAGAUCUGUACAACAGAUCUGGACCCUGCUGUUUAAUUUGGUUUUCCAAUCUGGGCCGAAAUCAUUGUACUUUGGAAACAGAUCUGGAACUAAGUUUGCAUUUCAGCACCAGAUCUUAGCCCAACUCUGACUGUAGCUCCUGGACCCAGUUUUGCACUUCAGUACCACAUCUUGGUCUAAAUCUGUACUUCAUCACUAGAUCUGGACACAUAUUUGCACUUCAGUACCAGAGCUUGGCUCAGAUCUUCACUGCAGCACCAAAACUUAGUCCCAGGUCUGCAUUUCGCCAGAUUUUGACCCAAAACUGCUCUAGAGCACCAGAUCUUGGCCCAAAUCUGCUCCUCUGCUACAGGUCUGGGCCCAAAAGUACAACUCCCAGCAUGCACUCCACUUGAGCAGGUGAUCAUCACAGAGGUUUAAUGGUGUUAUUAAGGACACAGGAUGCACGGCCAGAGGAGCUGGGUGGAGAAAUGUAAGGACACUGACCCUCCCCAUCUCAAUCAGCGCGUGUAGUACAGUCUGUAACACGGAGCAGCAUACAAAUCAGCACGUUUUAACAAGUUUAUUAAGUUUUCUCAUUCUGUAACACUGUAAAUAUCUUAAAUAAAAUUAGACUAUUAAAACAAGUCCUUCUGGAUAAAUUUCACAUCAUUCAUUCAUUCAUUAUUGUAAAAAAUG